UGGGGGAAUCGAAACGUGUCGUCGACGAACGUCGGAGGAGGACACGGUGCGGAUGAACGUCCGAAGUGGAUGCACUUGUCACCUGCGUCGCGACGCGGAUCUGGGAUUCCUCGAGGACGGCAGCGAACGGAGGAUUCGUGUGAGGGAGGUGCGGACGUGCAACACGACGGCAGGCAGCUGUGGGCAGAGUGCAGGCAGGCCCUGAAUCAAGGUGGAACGAAGACAAUCACGAGAGGGGUGCAACGGCUCUACGUGGAUGAAGGCGACGAAGCGGCUUUCGAGGAGGCCCUGAGUUGUGACGACGUUGACGGCGACGACGAUUGCAACUCUUACGAUUUAUCAGACAUCAAGCCGCUUGGGAGGAAGGUGGCGAACGGAGGCACGAGUGCAAAGAGGGGUCCCGCUCCGAAAAACCGACGGAAUAAGAAAAUGGAUGAUGACACCGGCCGGAGCGAUGGCGAGGGCAGCCGGAACUUCUGGUUGGUGGGAGACACGAUUGCACUCGUCAGGGCAAAAAGGGAUCAAAAUCUGUAUAUCGUCGGCAUGGGCCCCAGUUUCGCUCGCAUGAAAACGAGGGAGUGGAAGUGGGAGGACGUGCGGGCGAGGUUGCAGACGAUGGGCAUCACGAGGGAGGGCGUCGACUGCAGGAAGAAAUGGGACAACUUGAUGCAGCAAUUCAAGAAGGUCCACAAGUUCCAGAACCUCUCCGACGGGAAGGACUACUUCAAGCUUGCUUCAAAGGCCAGGCGAUCGGAGGGCUUCAACUUCGUCAUGGACCGGAGCGUGUACGACGAGAUGGAGGCCAUGACGAAGGGGGAUCAUACGAUCUACCUGAAGAAUUUGGCGGACACGGGGGCAGCCGAGGGGGUUCAGAUGCCGGCAGGCGAUGGGGUUGGAGGGGAGACCAUGGCCAGUGAGGGUGGAGGCGAGGCAGCCGACGAGGAGCAGGGGUCGACGAAAGACUCCACACUCAACACGGGGAGCGACGGCGGUUAUGGGAAGAGGAAGAACAUGUGGCAACAAACUUUUGAGGUCGUCGCCGACGUCAUGGACAAGCAUGGUGCGCUCAUGGCGAGCACAAUGGACAGCGCGAGCAAGUGGCAAUGCUCAAUGAUGUUACGUCAGUGCGAAAUCCUGGAGAGCGAAGUGGAAGUACAGAGGAAACAUUAUGCUGCGGCGGAUGAGGCGAACAGAUUGAUGUGCAACGCCAUGAUGAAGAUAGCGAAAGCCAUCCACGAGAGAUCAUGCGGCGGCGGUUAUGGGAAGAGGAAGAACAUGUGGCCACAAACUUUUGAGGUCGUCGCCGACGUCAUGGACAAGCAUGGUGCGCUCAUGGCGAGCACAAUGGAUAGCGCGAGCAAGCGGCAAUGCUCAAUGAUGUUACGUCAGUGCGAAAUCCUGGAGAGUGAAGUGGAAGUACAGAGGAAACAUUAUGCUGCGGCGGAUGAGGCGAACAGAUUGAUGUGCAACGCCCUUAUGAAGAUAGCGAAAGCCAUCCGCGAGAGAUCAUGACUUAUGCUGACUGUGAUGUUCGUUGUUGCUUUGGUGGCAUGUCUCUCCACGCG
Messenger RNA from Chara braunii, 1565 nucleotides. NCBI's taxonomy places the organism in Eukaryota, Viridiplantae, Streptophyta, Charophyceae, Charales, Characeae. The record is from the annotation of a GenBank genome assembly.